This is a messenger RNA of Toxoplasma gondii ME49, 3047 nucleotides long. RefSeq names its product Alpha-1,3-mannosyl-glycoprotein 2-beta-N-acetylglucosaminyltransferase. Gene Ontology annotation, molecular function: acetylglucosaminyltransferase activity. The transcript is spliced from 11 exons. Bases 869 to 2668 code for a protein of 599 amino acids. Lineage: Eukaryota; Apicomplexa; Conoidasida; Eucoccidiorida; Sarcocystidae. The record is from RefSeq and is a predicted model, not a curated record.
GGCGUAGCACCUGUUGUUUGCGUUGGUUUUUGUCACAGCCUCGUUCUUCUUCCAAGCCUUUGACUUGGCAUCUGCUGUUCUUUCUUUCUUCUUAAAGCCGCCGUCUGACGCGUAGAACACUGUCGCUUUCCUCUUCUCUCGCUCUUCUCGUACUUUCUCUUCAUCCAAGUGUCUGGCUGUCCUUUUUCUUCCGCUCUCUCUCUCUUCUCCGUUCGUUUCCUCCCCUCCUGCCGCAUUUGUCUUGUUCCUCACACACUCCCUUUGUUCGUCUCCCGUCUUGUCUUCGUCCUUCUUCGCUUCGCUCUUUUUUUCCGCGCCUCGCGUCGUACCCGCGUAGGUCCCUGCUUCCUCCGAAGCGCGUGAGUUCGAGGGAGAGGCGGCGCCUGCAGCCUAAAACGCGUCUAGCGAGAGCUGGAGGAGAGCAGUUUUUUUUUCAGCGACGUCCAGACCGGGGAGAUGAUCUCGCCAGUCUCAUCUCUGAGGAGCGGCGUGGAAAGAGAGAUGCGACAGAGGCGGAGAGAUCAAGGUUCGUCUCUCCUUCGAGAGAAACAGAGGAGAGCCAGUGACAAGUGAUUUUGAUUUGAAAGAGAGCGACAAAGGGCAGAAGACAGCAGGAGAGCAUCCGACAUCGCUGUCGCGAAUCUCUCCUUCACUUCCUCGUUUCCUUGUCUUUUGCUUUUCUCCUUUCCUCGUUUUCGACGUUCUCGCUCUCUCUGCUUUUCUCCGCUCCUCUCCCCUGUUGUCGGUUGCUGGCCUUGAACGCUAAACGUCUUUCCGGAAGAACGCUGUCUUCCUGCCUGACUGCUUUUUCUUCCUUCUGUCCAUUUCUUUCUUCCCCUCUCCUUUUUCCUUUUUUUUUGUUUCGAAAAUGCAUGUGAAUCCCCGAGUCUUCCGGGGGUUCUCGACCCUGCGGCACCGUCUGCAUACGCAAUCGAGCAAGAAGAGCAUCUGUUCUUCGCUCUUCGCCAGCGUCUCCAAGUGGCUUCUCGGCGGACCGCAUGGCCGCGGGAGACAGUGCGCCUUGUUGCUGCUUCUCCUCGUUGCGCUGGGGACUGCUUCGAUCACCUUCUUCUUCCACUCGUACUACCUCGCGCGCGUCCACGAGCUUGAGCAAGCGCUGGCUCGAGCGAAAACGCAAGCCGCCGCAGGACAAGACAGCGAAUCUGCUUCUCUCGCCGGCCUCGGCGCCUCCCUGCAGAGCGAGAGGGGGGUGUCGAGAGGCGAACAGACGCCUGGGCAGGGCGAGGAGACGCUCCGCAAUGCAACCCACAGCUCUGAGGAGACGGAGCGACAAGCGGAGACGAAGGAGACACAGAAAGUCGGCUCUCCGCUGCCGUCCUGGUGGAAGCGAAGACCGGCGACAGGUCACUCAGUCUCAGGAGGCGUCUGGGAUGCGAGCGUCUCUCUGUCUUUGUUCGACCUGAAAGAACAAAUCCGCGCGAGCUCAGCUGCUGGAAAUCCUGGAGAGAAGACGCUGGUAACCCACGGCCUCGGCAUCGUUCUUCUUCUCCCCAGCUCUCCGGCGCUCUCCUCCUCUGCGGGCCGGACCCUGCAAGAUCUCCUUUCGCUGCGCAACGCCUUUCCUGGGAAGAAACUAUUUCCGGUCAUCAUUUCUCAGCCUGGCAGCAGCGUCUGGCAAGCAAGCGCCGUGGCGCCGUUCCGCGUAGGGUCCAGCGCGGCGUAUCACAUGCAAUUCGAUUCGAAGAAACGUCCUCUUUCUCGUUCGCCUUCUUUUGAGAAAAGUCAGGCGGACCCAGAGCGUGACUCGGCCUCCUCGCAGAGAGAGACGGACAGGAGUCAUCUGCUCUGGGCGGGGAGGCAGGUGUUCGACGAACUGGGCCUCCCCUUCGCCAUUUUCCUCGACGCAGAUCUCGAGGUCUCCCCGGAUUUCUUCAGCUUCCUCGAAAAGGCAGUCGACGUCCUCGCGGCCGAAGAAGGUCCCGGCUGUGCGUCUCCGUUCUCCGCCCUCAGUGUUUCUGCUUCUCCCGGCACUGGAGCCCAACUGGCAGCGCUGCAGGCGCGCCUGUGGCGUUCGUCCUCUUUGCCCCCGUUCGCUCUCCUUCUCUCGCGUUCUGCAUUCUCCUGGUUUGAGCAAUCGAAGAAGGAAGAAGAUCAACCAGCCAGGGGAGAGGGAGAGAAGAAGCCGGAAUCCUUUUCAUGCCUGGUUCCGGUGUUGCCCCGAUGCCGGAAAAGCUCCAGUUCCCUGGGCGUUUCGAGCGAAUGGAGACCUCUCUUGGCGCGGCAUCGGUUCAGCAAAGAGUUUUUCGAAUGGCAAAAACCUGAAACAAAGGAGGAAGAACAGGGAGGAGUGCAGCACGGCGACCAUUCCUCUUGGGCGUCUCCCGCUUUCCAGGAAGCGGCGUUCGAGAAGGAACUUGAGACUUCUUUGGAGAACGCCACUCCGAUUGCGAUUUCGGAAGUCGCAUCCUUGCAGCCCAGCAACUCUUCCAUUUUCCGGAUCUUUUACCCGUCGGAGUCUGAGCUGCGUUACGCGCUUGGCAUUCUCCUCGGCGAAACGCUUCCUUCCUUCUCCUCGUUUCCCCGGAGCCUUCUCUCCUCCGACUUCCAGGGUCUUCCUGGGAUGUACAAGGGAGUAGUGUACGUUGAGUUGCCUGGGGUUCAGGUGUAUCUCCAUGGCGCAUGGCCAGCGCGUUUUGCGGGGAAGUAGAAGAAGCUGCUUUCACGAGGAAAGAAACGGUUGCUGUGUCUCACCGGAGACGAGCAAGUCCCCUGUCUGAGAGCACGCACCCUGCAUGCAGGACAGAAAAGGUUUACAUGCUAAAGAGACCCCCCGUGGUCACAUGUGUCAUUUCAUUUGUUUAUCCGAGUUCUUUCUCUGGUUUCUUACUUGAAUGCGUUUCUUUUCUUGGUCGCGGUUCCUUGUCUUUUCUGUCUCGCUCUGUUUUCGCCUCUCCCCGCAAAGGUCCUUUCACUUUGUCCGCCUGUUCUGCGGCCUCUGUUACUUUUGGUCUCACGCGCGAUUUCGUUGUUUUUUCGUUCCUUUCUCGCCCAGUCUUCUCACGCACUUUGAAUCAUUUCGCUUGCGC